Messenger RNA from Venustampulla echinocandica, 1698 nucleotides. RefSeq lists its product as uncharacterized. The transcript has a single exon. NCBI's taxonomy places the organism in Eukaryota, Fungi, Ascomycota, Leotiomycetes, Helotiales, Pleuroascaceae. The record is from RefSeq and is a predicted model, not a curated record. Bases 1 to 1698 code for a protein of 565 amino acids.
AUGCGUGUUGGAAUCGCAACUCCUGCUAGGAGGAUGCUUCAGCUCCGCCCAUUCCGCCCUCCCAAUUUUAAUUCUCUGCGCCUCUCACUCUCUCACUCGACGCUGAACCCUGGCCCCACCUCUCGCCCCCAUAUACCAUACCUCUCCCCACCUAGUCGGCGCCUCACGGCACGAUUCGUUACCACCGAAACCAAGGCAUGGAUCAAGGACGAGGUGAAGAAGGGCUUCAAGUGGACGGCAUAUUUAUAUACCUUCGUCUUUUUGUUCUUUGUCAUGGGCUACGGGGCUCACCAGGAAUGGACAAAUCGCCUGUAUCAUCCACCUCCAGAAUGGUCAUGGAUAAGUCGUGUCCAGUAUAUGAUGGCUAAUUGGCAUGAGGAUGAAGAGAAUAUGCCUGGAAAUUACGUUCAAUGGGUGACCAUAGGCUCAUAUUAUCGCAUCCUACUUUUGCGACUAGAAGAUCCGAACAUUGAUGGAGCAGGCUUAUUGGAACAGGGAGAAGGCGGAAUUUUGGUAGAAGGCAUUGGGAAGACCGGUUAUGAUAUUUCGGCAAAAUCCGAGUCAUGGAGACGCGGAUACUACAAUGCAUUGAUGGGUGCAGCAGUAUCCGCAGAACACCUGGAAGAUAGUGUGAAGGAUGAGAAGCGGAGAAUCAUAAUGCCCAAGAGCAUGGUUCCUGGGCCUUCGAAUCCAAAUCCACGACCACCACCUCCUGGAACGAAGGUGGAGUCCAGAGAAGAGGACUGCGAGAAAGCAUAUGAACUUCCAGAAGUAUUCUACAUGCGCAUCCUCACAACACGUGGGUUCACUGAGAAGCAGCGGGUUGAUGCUGCGUUAGGCUAUGCAGCAUACCUGGACUUCAAGGGGACUCACAACGCGGCCAUGAACAUGUAUGAAUGGGCAUUGGAUAUUGCCACUGAGAAUCCUUCAGGCUCUACUCCCCAGCCUGCCAUUGAUCGUGCCACUGGCAUCCUCAACCCGAACGCUGGACCACCCAGCGCAAACCUUUUAGCUGUGACCACCGCCAUCGCAGUUCACCACGCUCUAGCAUCAAAUAUAUCUCUGGCACUCCCUAUCUUCCUCUCUGUUCUCCGUGCGCGAAGAUCCCUACCGGAAGAUCCCUCCUCCCAAUCCCGCUUACAAGCAACAGAGGAAGAAAAGAGUGGCCUCAUCCACGCUGCCAUUUCUUACGCGCGGGCCAUUCUCAUCCCUCCGCCCUAUCCUCCACCCCCCGACGAUGGUACAUCCCCACCGAAACGCACACCAAAGGAACGCUGCGAGGAAGCCGGAAUAAUGGGCAACAUCGGCGAAAUCCUGUACGCAUCGAAGAAAAGCAACAGAAGCAAGGAGGAAGGGCUAGCAUGGACACGAGAAGCGGUGGAUAUUGCCGAGGAACAGUUGACUAGCGCUCCGUUGGAUAAAGAAGCGAAGACAGCGUGUAAGCAAUGUUUAGGAGCGGCGAUUGAGAAUUGGGACAAGAUGGUUGCGAGACUGGCGAAGGAAGAGAAGGAGGCCAAGGCCCAGGGGGGCAAAGUCGGUGGGUGGUUGGGAUUUGGAGGGGAAGAGCAAAAGGAUGUUAUCGGACGGUGGGAGAGUGAGGAGAAUGUUGUGAGGGAAAGAAUCAUAAGGGCAAAUGAACUGCUUGUGUCGCUUAGUGCGCCUCCUCCUGCAAGGAAGGGUUCGUUCCUGACUGCAUAG